Molecule: messenger RNA, 2211 nt
Organism: Symbiodinium natans
Lineage: Eukaryota; Dinophyceae; Suessiales; Symbiodiniaceae
Source: the annotation of a GenBank genome assembly
AUGGCAGAGAUUUCGACUGAGCCAUGGAGCUUUUCUGGUGUGCGAACCUGUGAUGACCACGACAACAUCAAGACCUGCGAAGUGUUCAAUGAUCUGAAUGGGGCUGUCGAGGUGAGCUGUGGAUCGCUCGACUCGCAAGUCCUCUACCCGGGCUUCAUACGCAAAUUUCCCGUGGGAAUGGACACGGAGGUUGUAGUGAGACUGCGCGACGAUCCGGGAGUCUUUGGGAGCUGCGCCGCCGAUGCUGGUAGAAGCUUGCUGUUGUCGCAGGAUUUCGGCGACUUCUCUCUUGAAGCCAUGGAACUGAUCCAACAAGAAACAAAGGCAGCAAAGGAGGAAUCUCGUUUAAGAAAGGCACGGCAGCAGGCAAUCAGCAAGCAGCUGUAUGAGGAAGUGAAUCGAAAAACCCUCAGGAGGCAAAAGAACGUUCUCAUCUGCACAGCCGUCACUAUCUCAGUGUCUCUGAGUCUGGUCAUCUCUCUCACGGUGGCCACCCAGAGCAGGCUGCUGACCUUCGAUCACCACGACCGCCUCCCGGCCGUGGGCUUCGCCGCUGCCCUCGUGGUGCUCUGGUGCUGUGCCAUGGGCGGAGUCAGCGUGCUGCAGGCGGCCGCCGACGACACCACCGCAUCCCAGCUCCAGGCUUCCGUGCGCGCUGCGCGGCCCGAGUUUCAGAGCUACACGGAGCGCGGCGCCACGUUUUUCGGUAGCGAGGACAACGGCAAUCAAGACUGGCGAAAGUCACUUUUUGUUUGCUGUUGCUUCAGCGUUCCGACCGUGUGCUUCAGUUGCGCCAUUCUCGUGACCAUCUACUUCAGCGCCAAAGGCCACGGCUGGGUCAUUGCCACCACCUGGACACUGCCCGUCAUUGUGGCGUGUUUUGUGUGCUGCCUCAUAUGCCGCUUACGGACUCUGGGGAUUAAAAGGUGGGCGACUGUGGGAAAAGGUUGCGUGGUGCCCUUCCGUUGGCCAUUGAUGAUCCUGAAUGCCCUUGCAAAGUGCAGUUGUGGCUCUGGCCCUGUCCUAGCAGUCUCUUCCCUGCUUCAGCCUCCGAGGGAGGAGUUGAACCAAGCGGUGUUGGAAAUGAACCAGAGGACCAUCGUCUUUGAAGGUAAUGUCCUCCCAAACCGUCACGCGGUUUCUUCCUGGCCGGGCAAGUACGAGUCUGCCUGGGACUCCCUGGUGACGGGGUCUCGGAAGCACGAGAUCAGUGCUGCGGUGGUGUUUCUGCCAGAGGGUUCAGCACACUAUGGGCUGCACGAUCCCAUUCCCACCGCGGAGGACUUGUGUGACUUGGCAGGUGAAUGCUGGUGUGUGCCCCUCUACGGCGAGCCCAAACCCUGGGGUUGCCAAUGGUGGUCCCGUUGGAUCGCCAACAUAGAGAAGGCAGUCCAGCUGGGGGCCACCCUUGAGGUCUACUUUUUCAAUGGUAAGAAAGGCCAAGGGAAGGUAGCAGACUUUGCGGCAGCUGGCGCAGAGCAUCUUCGAAGGGAAUGGAUCUUCAGCCAAAAAAUAGACUUUGAGAAGUCACAGGGUUUCCUCAGAGCGCUGGACGAUGGCUUGGACCACCUCUCGAAGGACAAAGGCCCAGAUGGCUCAUCCCCCUUUUCUCGAGAGGUGUAUCGGCUCUUCUUGGCCUGGCUGCCGGAAGGCGACCGCCAGUUUCUGGAACACUCCGAGGGCUUAGGAAACUCACAGAAGGCGGAGGUCGCCUGGCUGGAACGGAAAGGCUACCAUUACAUCGAGAAGGAAGUCGCUGAACUGUCCGCCUCGUCGCCCAAGGCCACGGGCCAGCAGAUGCUGGACUUCCUGAGCGACCACUUCCUUGCUGGCAGUUACGACUUCUUGAGGAAGAACUGCAACAGCUUCACAGAUGCAGCUCUGUACUUCCUGUGUGAGGCGCGUCUGGACUUCAGGUACCGUGCCAUGGAAACCAUUGGCUGGAUGGCGGAGAGUCGGACAGGCAUCCUGCACUCGAUCAGCAGUGGCGAGUAUCGACAAAAUCGAUCAGCUGAUGAUUUUGACCUGGAGGAUCUCUUGGAGCAGAUCGACGACGAGCGCCCUGAACACCCAGAGCCAGAUGACGAGCCGACACCGAGGGUGUUCUGCGCUGCGGCUGUGUGCCUUGGCGGCCAGGCAGCUACAAAUACUGUAGAUACGGAGUGCGAGGAUUCCUCAGUCCUGUGCCCUGCUGGCUUCGUGGCUCGCUGA